AAUAAUAUUAAUCUUCCGGAUUCUAUUCUCAUUUGGUUUGUGUGCUUCUCUUCGCUUUCCUCAAUUCUCAAUCUUCUUCUCUGCAGAACAAGAAAAAAAGUGGUUUGUUUCCUUCUCUUUGCCUUUUCCCUCUUUUCUCCGCAAUCAGCUUCCUCUUUCAUCGGUCUUUCAUAUUUAUCUACCUUAGCGUUAAGCGUUUCUUUUGCUUUUCUCAAACCAAAACCUUCUCAGAUCGAUCGAAGUUUGGUGAAAUUUGAUUUGUUUCCAGCAUUGGCUACAUUGUGGAAAGUGGUGAGAGAGUCUCUUGAAUUGUCUCAAGUGUCAACUUUGGAUAACGCUAGGAUGCAGGGAGAGAGGGCUAGUCUGGGUUCUUUAGCAGAGGCUUUGAACUUUGAGCAUGGAUCUACAUCUAGUAACGCUGUGAUAGAUCAGCCUAUUCGUUGGGAUAAUAAUAUUCACAGUUAUGGUGAUAACGGAUUGCAGGAUUACAUGAUUUCAGCUGCUGCUGAUACAAAUCCUACUUUUGCAAACUCAGUUUAUCAUGAGCAAGGCGGCUUACACAGGUUUAACAUUGGCAAGGCUAGCUCUAGUGGUACGAAGAACGAAACCACUACUAGUCACACUCAACAAUGGAAUGGAAUUGGACGUUUUGAGGAACAGAGAAAUGGCAAGCUUGAGUUGAACCCUUUGUUUGCGCAACCAUCUAAUGGAAACCGUGUUGCUCGCCAUGUCAAUCUUAAUGCAGAAUAUAAUGAGCAUCUUGAUGAUAUGAAUCCGGUCACAGGUCAUCCUGCUCUUUUUGAGGCUAAUGGACUCAGGUCUAUGUUUAUACCAGAGGACAGUGUUAGAGAUGGGCGUCGCGUAUCCUGUAAAAGAAAAGCUCUUGAUGCAAGCAUUGGCCAGUCCUCUUCCAGCGGAGGUUUCCGUGAGGUUCAGCGUGGAGAAUCCAGUUCUUGGAUCUCACCUUCUGCGUAUUAUAGUCCAGCAAUGACAACAAACCAUUUAGACCUAUCUCUUGAUCGUCGAAGGGGUUUGGUGGUAUCUAAUGCUGUUCCAAAUGUAUCUGCUCCUGCUAUCACAGAGAGCUCUAGUAGAAAUUACUCUGUCAGGGUUAAUCCAACUGAUCAACAAGAAACCGUAAGCCCAUUGGUCUUUGCUGCAGGAAGUGUUAUCAGACGACCUGUUGCUCCAUCCUUGAACUCACAAGGGUUUCCACCAGCAGAUCAACAACUGAUCGACUUGAGAUAUGGACAUGCUUUCGGGAAUUUUGCUUCUCAGAAUCCAAAUGCACCUGCUACUCACAUGCCUCCUUUAUUUAACUUGAACGCAAGCCCAGUAGCAGCGGCUGUACCAUCGAGUUCUGCUACUCCUGUUGAGAGAAAUGUUUUGCAUCGAGAUGAAACGAGACAGAUAAGUAAUAGUCUACAGAUGCCUUUGUUUGUACCUGCUCCUGAACUGAGACAUGUAGCCAAUGGUCAUAUCAGCAGUAAUGCAAGUGGUGCUAGACAUGCUGCAUCUUCUUCAUCCAGGACAAAUGUUCAGCAGUGGCAGUUUCCGUCGCCGUCGCCGUCUAAUCCAGCAUGGAAUCCUUACCAGAGUAAUAAUAACUCGCCACAUAAUCAAGGGAGUUUAUCUGAACACUUCCGUAGGUCAUUGCUUUCUUCCCUUGCUACAACAAACCAGAGAGCUGCUGCUCGUUCCUUGGUCCCUCCUGCCUCCCCUCCGGUUGAGCCCGUGGUUCAGUCUGGUGGUGGAAACACCUCUCAGGCGCGUACUCGGGCUUCCUCGAGAGCAAGUCUAAGACAACGGCAACAUGCAACAACUGGCAUUCCUCAUUCUUUGCGAGGCAGAAGCAGAACGGCGUCAUCCGAGAUUCGUAAUGUCUUGGAGCAGAUGCGUAGAGGAGGGAACUUGCGUUUUGAGGAUGUUAUGCUUCAGUCGAUGGUGCGAAGUGUGGCGGAUCUUCAUGACCAACACAGAGACAUGCGACUUGAUGUUGACAACAUGACAUAUGAGGAGUUGUUGUCUCUAGAAGAGCGGAUUGGUGAUGUUUGUACCGGUUUGAAUGACGAAACCAUAUCAAACAGAUUGAAGAAGCAAAGGUACAAAAGUAGUACCGGAGCUCCACAAGAAGUAGAACCAUGCUGUGUUUGUCAGGAGGAAUACAAUGAAGGAGAAGAAUUAGGAGUGUUGGAAUGCGGACACAACUUCCAUAGCCAAUGCAUCAAACAAUGGCUGAAGCUGAAGAACCUUUGCCCAAUUUGCAAAACAACAGGAUUGAACACUGCAAAUAAGCGAAGAAGACAAUGAUUGAACUUGUUGGGUUUAACCAUUUGUCGAGUGUUCUAUACCAUUGCAGCCUCAUUAGAAUACUGCAGUCAAGUUGGUGUCUUGUCAGAUAGGAAUGAAGGGAAGUAACUGAAGAAGAUAGGAAGAAAAGGAGGACCUAAAGAAAAAGAAAAAACUUGGGUUCUUCUGAAUUUGUUUGGAUAAGUUAAUUUUACCAAUUAGAUUUUUUAUUUCUUCAUCUUCUUCUUAUGAUUUUACCCAGUAACACCAAGAAAGCUUGUAAGCCAAUUUGGCAAUUUAUAGGUUUUAUGGAUGAUUGGUUAUGUAAUUUCUUAUAUAUCGUAUAUCCACAUUGGAUGUAUCAACAUAGCAUAAGAUAUGCAUAUUGUUUGAUUCAAGAAGGUUA
This is a messenger RNA of Camelina sativa (false flax), 2695 nucleotides long. Its product is annotated as putative E3 ubiquitin-protein ligase RHG1A. Lineage: Eukaryota; Viridiplantae; Streptophyta; Magnoliopsida; Brassicales; Brassicaceae. Gene Ontology annotation, molecular function: ubiquitin protein ligase activity. The record is from RefSeq and is a predicted model, not a curated record.